AUGGUUAAAAAUAUUAAAAAUUAUAAUAAAGGAAAUGAAGCAAUGGUAAAAGCUUGGAAUGAUUGGUUAAGUGGAACUAAUUUUUUGAUAAAGUAUAAACAUUUUUUGCUCAUUUUAUGUCUUGAUGAAAAUUUAUUAAACAAAAAAGAAAAUCUGUUUGAAGAAAGCGAAAAUUAUUGUCGUUUUAUUGAGAGUCGAAUCCGUUUAGAGUUAAUCUUUACGAUAGAAGAGGAUCAAGAACAAAUAAAAUAUACUCAUGCAACUAGUCAUGAAAAAUGUGUGCCAAAAGAAAUUAAAGAAAAAUAUGGGUAA
Molecule: messenger RNA, 312 nt
Organism: Meloidogyne enterolobii
Lineage: Eukaryota; Metazoa; Nematoda; Chromadorea; Rhabditida; Meloidogynidae
Source: the annotation of a GenBank genome assembly